This is a messenger RNA of Dendronephthya gigantea, 1134 nucleotides long. RefSeq names its product MICOS complex subunit Mic10-like. Bases 49 to 408 code for a protein of 119 amino acids. The record is from RefSeq and is a predicted model, not a curated record. Lineage: Eukaryota; Metazoa; Cnidaria; Anthozoa; Malacalcyonacea; Nephtheidae. The transcript is spliced from 4 exons. Gene Ontology annotation, cellular component: mitochondrial inner membrane; MICOS complex; mitochondrion.
AAACUGCAAUUCUAAUCGGGGGGGGGAGACCAUUCAUUACUUUACAAUAUGGCUCCAAAAGCACCAAGUGAAGAAAUAUUAGGUCGUAAAUGGGAUCGAUGUUUAGCAGAUGCAACCAUAAAACUAGGUACUGGGACGCUUAUUGGCGCUGUCUUUUCCCUUAUAUUUUUUAAAAGAAAAUCCUGGCCAGUGACAUUUGGUGCAGGCAUUGGCUUAGGAAUAGGAUAUGCCAACUGUCAGCAUACAUUCUAUUCCCAAUUUCCUCCACAUCAUAAAUUUGGCCCCCCUUGGUGGCAAAAGAAUCCAGAAGUAAGAGAAAAGUGGAUGAAGCAAUGGGAAGAAAGGUGGAAAUCAUCUAAACCAAAAGAAGUUGUGGAUGUAGAAAAGGAUGUGAAGAAAGACAACUAGUUAUAUUAAAAGGAAGAUAAGUGAAACUGUUAUUUAUCAAGAUACCUUAACACUCUGUUUUCAAAUGUUAGUAUAGCAUGCACAUUUGAAAUGAUUCUGGCUUUGCCAUAAUGCAUCAUAUUUUGUUAUAAGAGACAAAUCUAAAUUAAAUGCAUAUAUAUAUAUUCUAUACCUGUUCUCAUUAUGUAUCAAGUAUGGUUAAAGUAUACAUGCAAUCAAUUAAUGUAAUUGAACAACAUAUAUAUUGCAUUUUAUAUUGCAUUUUACAUUUAAACCUAAAGGCAAUCCCAUACCCAGGGUUAUCAGUGGGAGGGGACCUGGAGCAUAGAUAGAACCCUAGGUACAAGUUUGAACUAAUUUUAUUUCUUUUUUAUAAAAAUAUGUACAUGAUAAAUUUGCAUUCUUUAAUAAGAGGACAAUUACUGUAGUAUGCACUUUUUUAUUAAGCAUUAGCUUAUAUAUUUUCCUCUACAAGAAUUUGUUUGCAUGCAUCUCAAUUUAUUCCUUGCAUAGUUACUGACAUAUUUAUAGCAUCAAAACAUUUAGAAAAGUCACUAGUCAAUAUAUCAGGCAAGGGCAAAGUCCUAAUUUUUCAUAUAAUUAAUUAUAUGAAUACAUGAUUUACAAUACUAAUCAAACCUAAUAUUUACAGGCUUAUAUCAAUACAAAAAUAAAACUUGUAUUACUUAUAAAAAAUUUACACAUUUUUUAUUAUUUUUGAGAUAA